Theileria orientalis strain Shintoku is the source of this 102-nucleotide messenger RNA. RefSeq lists its product as hypothetical. The transcript has a single exon. The coding region runs from base 1 to 102 and encodes 33 amino acids. The record is from RefSeq and is a predicted model, not a curated record. NCBI's taxonomy places the organism in Eukaryota, Apicomplexa, Aconoidasida, Piroplasmida, Theileriidae.
AUGUGUCAGGAGGGUGUUGCUAAACACACUCAUUUGGGUAUACAUAACAAGUGGGAGGGUGUGCAAGGAUUUCAAGGUUAUAAUCGAAAACUAAGUGACUAA